Penicillium alfredii is the source of this 876-nucleotide messenger RNA. RefSeq names its product putative GPI anchored cell wall protein (Dan4). The record is from RefSeq and is a predicted model, not a curated record. NCBI's taxonomy places the organism in Eukaryota, Fungi, Ascomycota, Eurotiomycetes, Eurotiales, Aspergillaceae. The transcript has a single exon. Bases 1 to 876 code for a protein of 291 amino acids.
AUGCUGCGUUCCAGCUUCCUCCAGAUCCUCUUUGUGUCGCUGUUCCUGCUGGUGACCGUCUUUGCCGACCAGCCCCAGCCCAAUCCCAAUGCCCCCCGUGAGUCUCUCCAAAAGGCCCUGGCCAGCAUCGAUGCGAACUCCAUCCACGAUGCUCUGCACCGGUUAUCUGCCAAAUUCCGUGACGGCAUUUUCCCCACUGACAUGCGUGCCGCCGAGGCCCUGCAAGAUGAUGAAGUAACCAUUGCCCACCUGGUGAGAAUGGCCAAGCGAGAGAAUGCCACUGCCCCGUCGUCGGAUACCCCGUCGGAGCCAGUCCAACCCGCCCCAUCUGCUUCGUCUCCGGCCGACACUCCAACCUCGCCAUCGGAGCCCUCGUCCAGCGACACGCCCACUUCGACCGCCGAUCCCACGGACCCAACCUCGAGUGCCGAGCCGACCGCCAACCCCACCGCGCCGACCUCGAGCUCCAGCUCCAGCUCCAACUCCGAGCCCACCACCAAGUCGGAGCCCUCGACCUCGACUGGUGGGACCACGCACUCGACCACCCAAGCUCCCUCGACUCUGUCGACCACGACGAGCGGCUCGUCUUCUUCGUCGUCGUCGCUGUCGACAACCACCACCUCUCCUUCGUCCAACUCGAACACCAAGUCUUCCACCUCGACCUACCACAGCACAACCACUUUGCCCGACGGCACCGUCAGCACCAUCACCUCCGUCACUGUUGUGCACCCCCACCAGACGGACGCGGCGGCCAGCGCUACCAGCUCGGCUCACCCGGGUCUGCAAACCAAUGCCGCCGCGCUGACCACCGGCAGCCUGGGUCGGGAGGUGGUCGUGAUGGUUGGAGGCGCCGUCAUGGCAGCCAUAGCCCUGUGA